Triticum turgidum subsp. durum (durum wheat) is the source of this 627-nucleotide messenger RNA. NCBI's taxonomy places the organism in Eukaryota, Viridiplantae, Streptophyta, Magnoliopsida, Poales, Poaceae. The record is from the annotation of a GenBank genome assembly.
AUGGAUGGCGUUGUUGUGAGGAGAGUGAUCCCUUCGGACAACAGUUGCCUCUUCAAUGCCGUCGGUUAUGUGAUGGAGCAUAACAAAAAUAAGGCUUCUGAGCUCAGGCAGGUCAUAGCAGCAGCGGUUGCAAGUGAUCCUGAAAAGUACAACGAAGCAUUUCUUGGGAAACCAAAUGAAGCAUAUUGUGCUUGGAUUAUGGACCCUGAUAAGUGGGGAGGUGCCAUAGAACUUUCAAUUCUGUCAGAAUAUUAUGGGCGUGAAAUUGCUGCAUAUGACAUCCAGACAACACGAUGUGAUCUGUAUGGUCAGGGGAAGAACUACAAUGAGAGGGCAAUGCUCAUUUAUGAUGGGUUGCAUUACGAUGCUUUAGCAACGUCUCCAGCUGAAGGGGCACCAGAAGAAUUUGAUCAGACCAUCUACGUUGUUGACCAGAACCGCUCAAUUGGUCCAGUAGAAGGCCUUGCUCUGAACUUAGCAAAGGAGGCACAUAGGAAGAGGAGCUACACAGACACCGCAAACUUUACAUUGCGCUGCGGCGUGUGCCAAAUUGGUGUCAUUGGUCAAAAGGAAGCUGUGGAACACGCACAAGCCACCGGCCAUGUCAAUUUCCAAGAAUACAAAUGA